GAUGAGCUCGAACAUAACAGAGCAAUCGUCAAGAAACGCAGAAGUUUUAGCCCCUCCACUUAUAUUACUCACUCUCAUCACAGUUCUGGCUAAUAUUACCGUUAUUCUUUGCGUAAUAUAUGAUAAAAAAUUGCGAAACGCUUCGAAUGUGUAUGUUGUUUCUCUUGCUGUGGCCGAUUUAAUAGUAGGUGUCUUUGUUAUGGGUGGAAUGAAUGUGUUUACAAUCUAUGGCUAUUGGCCUCUUGGAAAUAAUUUAUGUACUGCCUGGGUUGCUUUGGAUUUUACUUGUUGUACUGUUUCCAUAUUUCAUUUAAUAUUAGUGGCAUAUGAUCGAUUUUUGGCACUAAAUCGCCCGUUGCAAUAUAAGUCUCUUGCAACCAUUAGACGAUCUACAUUGAUGUCUGUUGGCAGUUGGAUUGUUGGGUUGAUAGUGUGGCUUCCACCUGUAAUAACUUUUCGAGUAUUAGAUCUUAAAAAAAUAUCUACAGAUUGCUAUUUCGUUCCUGACAAAAAAUUUGUUGUGUCUCAAGCAAUUUGCGUGUAUUAUAUUCCUAUUUUAGCUAUGAUAGUUUUCUAUACAGGAUCUUUGAGAGCUUUGUACAGGCAAAAACUUAAAGUUGAGGCUAUGGAUAAAAAUAUGGGACCAUCAAUAGAUGAUGACGAAGUUACUGUCGAUAUAUCUGUUACGAAAACAAGUGGUCAAGAUGAAAUCAAAAUUAAAAACUCAAAUAGAAGAAAAACAGAGCAACAUACGAGAGUGCUCCGUACUUUGGGAGUCAUUAUUCUGAUGUUUUUGGUUUGUUGGCUCCCAUUCUGUAUUAUGUGGCCUAUGGUAGCGUAUUGUAAUGAUUGCGUUAAUCCUGUUGCAUAUGAAAACUCUUACUGGUUGGCUUACGUAAACAGCACUAUUAAUCCUCUCUUGUAUUUCGUUUGUAAUCGAGAUUUUCGCACCGCUCUCCGAAAUCUUUUUAAAUUUUAG
This is a messenger RNA of Dimorphilus gyrociliatus, 979 nucleotides long. Lineage: Eukaryota; Metazoa; Annelida; Polychaeta; Dinophilidae. The record is from the annotation of a GenBank genome assembly.